CCCCUUUUUUGGUUUUCCGUCUUCCUUUAUUCUUCAUCAUCUCUCGCUCUUAGCAAUUCUGUGUAAAUUUCCAUGAUUUUGCGUGUUUAGGGUUUUGUUCUAUCCUUGUCAAGAGACAAAUGAGUGGGGUUUCUCUAUCUCAUGGUAGACCCCAUGCUGGGAAAAAGACAUUGAGGAGGUGCCAUGAUGGUGCAGGAGCUGAUCAUGUUGUUCUGAUUGAUGUCGAGUGUGAAACUUUUAGUAAUGUUAUUUUUAUUGAUGUGCCUGAAUCGACACCCAAGAAGUUUCGAGCCAAGACAGCAGCAAAGAAAGACAAAAGACGGUCUCCUUUGAGGAACAUAAUCUUCAUCGAUGACGAUGAAACCAAUGAGAAUGAAUAUCCUGAAUUUGAUAUAGAAGAUGACCACCACUUCUUUCAUGACCCAUCCCCUAGCAUGAGACCUUGCUCAGCCUCGAAAAGUGCUAAAGAACCUCUAGAUGAAAUUGGUGAUGAUUGUCAGUUUGUUCGAGAAAAUAUUUGCCCAGUGAAAUUAUCAAAAUGCAAAAGAACUUACUCUGGAAAAGCUCCUGUCCAAAAUCGAUACGGUUUGAUGUCUGAUUCAGAGAGUAGUUCAUCUGAUGAUGAUGAGUUCAUGGAGGAUUAUUCUGGACAGCUUCGAGAGCAGUGGCAGAAAGCUUCGUUAAAGAGGAAAAAUGAUAACUGUGGUCAAUCUGGUGUUAGAGAUAUUAAUAGUGCAUCCACUGUUGAAAUUCAACCUGAGCCUAGUGAGAGUGAAGAGCAUCCAGCUUGUUCUGGUUACUCUAAAUCCUCUACUGAAAAAGAAGACCGAUCUCCUAAACCAACACGUGAAUCACGUUGUACUUCUCGUAUGGCUGAUGUCCAUGACGAAGGAGAUCCACAAAUGGAGAACUUUGAAGAGAGUUAUCCCAGUAUACCCCGUGAGUAUCAACAGCAUCCUUUUAUAAAAAAGCACUCGGAACAAGGCAAUGAAGGGAGUAUUCCAGCUGCAGGAUCUCGUUUAGAAAAACCCGUUUCGUGCGGUGACAGGAACUUCUCUUGGAGUUGCAGACGAUAUAGGGUAGCUGAGGAGGAACCUCGUCUUGACAAGCACCAGCAUGAUGUUGAAACUGAAAAUGGUAUGAGUCGAUCUAUUUCUGCUGAUACAUCAGAAUUUGGUGCAAACCAAAACAGAGGUUCCUUUGUGGAGGAGGAUCUUUCAGAAUCUGUAUCUAUGAGCCAACACAAGGAUGAAAGGCAUGAUGAUGUGAAUGGACAAGAUGGUGAGAAUGUGGAACUUCGUGUUGAGAACUGUAUUAUCACCGAAAGAGAAAGGAUCAAAGAGACUUCCGAAUACAAAAAGGCACUUGAGGAAGAAAUGGUGUCCAGGCAAAGAGCGUUGGCGACUCAGGCACAAGAAGCCAAGAAGUUGAAGCUGCUGCUGAAAAGAAAGAAGGCUGAAAGUAUGCGAUUAUUAGAAAUGGAGAAGAGACAAAAGCAGCGUGUGGAAGAAAUGAGAGAAACUCAAAAAAAGGACAUAGAGAAUAUGAACUUGAAGGAGCGGAUACGAGCCGAAGUUCGAAAGGAACUCAGUAAGCUUGAAAUGACAUGCCAUGAUAUAGCUUCAGUGUUGCGCGGAUUGGGAAUAUCUGUUGGCGAUGGCUCUAGUGAUGAGGUGCGCGUUGCUUACAAAAAAGCCUUGCUGAAAUUUCACCCGGAUAGAGCUUCACGAUCUGAUAUACAACAGCAAGUUGAAGCUGAGGAGAAAUUUAAGCUUAUUUCUCGAAUGAAGGACAAAUACUUACCAACUUUAUGACCGUGACUUAGGAUAUAAAUGUAGUUUAUUCUCAGGAAAAUGAUUAUAUUUUAGGAUGGAAAUUUUGUUUAUAGGCCUUCAAUGCUUGAACUUUUCUCCUCAUGUGGAAAGCUGCACUCAAAUGCAGAAAGGUUUUUAUUUCCAGGUUUAGUUGUCAUUUCUUUAUAUUUUUGUUAAUGUGAUUUUUGUUUUUUCAGGAUUGAGAUGGCUUUCCUACAAAAGCUGUAAAUUUAUUUUUUUCCCCAAAAAUAUUCAUUGGUCACUGAAUAUAAUUUACAACUCUA
Molecule: messenger RNA, 2098 nt
Organism: Solanum dulcamara
Lineage: Eukaryota; Viridiplantae; Streptophyta; Magnoliopsida; Solanales; Solanaceae
Product: stress response protein NST1
Exons: 5
Coding region: 120-1814 (564 amino acids)
Source: RefSeq, a predicted model, not a curated record